Messenger RNA from Oncorhynchus keta (chum salmon), 10771 nucleotides. Its product is annotated as PH domain leucine-rich repeat-containing protein phosphatase 2-like. Gene Ontology annotation, molecular function: protein binding. NCBI's taxonomy places the organism in Eukaryota, Metazoa, Chordata, Actinopteri, Salmoniformes, Salmonidae. The record is from RefSeq and is a predicted model, not a curated record. The transcript has 19 exons. Bases 118 to 4419 code for a protein of 1433 amino acids.
GCGGUGAUAUUCAGAGUCGUUAUGGCGUCGCACCGAACGGGAAUGGGAUUUUUCAGUUGCCGCAUGUAUUGGAAUUUACCAGUCAUGUUCCACGUUCUUUUGUAGUUAAAUAUACACAUGCAAAUGAAGGAAGAAGAUAAUAUACCGGGAACGGUCAAUGGCACCGUUAUGGAGCGACAAAAAGGUGGUGUCGAAGAUAGCAGGGGUUGUACGGACACACUGAUCUACGAAGCGGGAUCUAAUCAAGCUGCAGCUCGUGGCGACCGCAAUGGUACAGGAAACCGUGUCGGAACGGGGAUACGCGUUCUAAAGCGGAACAUGAAGAGGAAUGGGAGCAGAGGCUGUGUUACCAGGAAGACCCGCUUUGGAUCGCGGGAGCGGGACUGGCUGAAGGGGGAUGCCCAGCGGGGCUGUGUGUGUCUGUACGGGGGAACAGUUGACCCCCAGCCCCCAGCCUCGGGCCCACAGGCCUCCUCCACCCUCCAGGCAGACCUGCGGCUGGUGCUAUGCUCCACCACUACCACGGUGGAGGAGCUGUGUGCCCAGAGAGAAGUAGAGGGACUAUACCUGCAGCUCCAUGGAGACCUGCUCAGGAGGCUGGACCCCUCUGAGCGCCCUCUCCAGAUGGUGUAUGACUACCUGGCUGCUAUAGGCUACCAGGACCCUCUGCGGGUUCAGAGAGAGGCGGCCAACUCGGACCUCAGCUGCAUGAUCCGCUUCUACAGUGAGUGUCCAGUGAACGCGGACCAGCAGGAGCGAACCCUGUUGACGGGAGUGUUCAGCGUCAGGAAGGGAAAGACCCAGCUGCACAAGUGGGCAGAGCGCCAGGUCCUCCUGUGUGGAACCUGUCUGAUUGUGGCCUCCGUCAAAGAUAGCCUGACGGGGAAGAUGCACAUCCUGCCCCUGGUGGGGGGAAAGGUGGAGGAGGUGAAGAGGAGACAGCACUGUCUGAUGUUCAGCUCAGCCGGACCUCAGGCCCAGACAUACUUUGUUAACUUCGACACACUGGCAGACUAUCAGAGGUGGCAUCGGCAGGCUUCAAAAGUGGUUUCUCAGACCAUCAGCCUGGUGGAUCUGUCAUGCUACAGUCUGGAGGAGGUGCCAGAGUAUCUGUUCUACAGCCAGGACCUCACCCAUCUCAACCUCCGACACAACUUCAUGUCCCUGCAGGGCCCCGGAGGACUGCUCAACCUCCCCAGGUUUUCCCAGCUGAAGAGCCUGAACCUUUCGCAUAACCGCCUGGGAGUGUUUCCAGAGUCUGUCUGUGAGAUCCUCACCCUGACAGAGCUCAACCUCUCCUGUAACGGCAUGAACACUGUCCCCGCACAGAUAGGCAACCUCCAGAGUCUGCAGACCCUGUCUCUGGAUGGGAAUCAGUUGAGCUUCCUUCCUGAAGAGCUUGGCGGCCUAGCUCAGCUCAGCAGCCUGGGGCUUUCCUUCAACAACUUCCCCCACAUCCCUGGUGUGCUGGAUAGGCUGAGUGGCAUGGACAGGCUAGCCAUGUCUGGGAACAGGGUGGAGACCCUGGAGCUGGGGAUCCUUGCCAGGAUGAGCCACCUCAAGAACAUCGACCUGCGGCUGAACGGUCUGCGCUGGGUGAAGAGUGAGGCCCUGGAGGCAGUGAAGCAGGUGACCCAGCUGGACCUGAGGGACAACCACUUGGCCACCCUGGAUCUGAGCUCCAUCUGUAGCCUGGAAACCUUGCACUGUCAGAGAAACCAGCUGAGGGCGCUAACGCUGAGUGGCUUCACCCUGCGCACGCUCCACGCCAGCAGCAACCGCCUGACCACAGUCAACAUCUACCCAGUACCCAACCAGCUGACACAGAUGGAUCUAUCACGGAACCUGCUGGAGUACCUUCCAGACUGGGUGUGUGACAGUAGAAAGGUGGAGGUGCUGGACGUUACACACAACUUCCUGUCUGAACUACCAUCCAGACUGCUCAGCAGCCUGAGUCUGAGGAAGCUGCUGGCUGGGAACAAUAGGCUCCAGAGACUGCCUGACCUACUUGACCACGUCCCUCUGGAAGUACUCGACCUCCAGCACAACAAGCUAGGCGAGCUCCCAGAGAGCCUCUUCUACAAGGCCUUAAACCUAAAGUACCUGAACGUGUCAGCUAAUGCCCUGGAGACAAUUCCCCCCAGCAGCCAAUCAGAGGAGAGUCUCAGCACCCUCCAGGAACUGUACCUGACGGGGAACAAACUGAAUGAGAACUGCGCUGCUCUGCUUGUGGGACACCAGAACCUCAGAGUCCUGCACAUGGCCUACAACCAGUUGCUCUCUUUCCCUGCCAGUAAACUGAGUAAACUAGAGCUGCUGGAGGAGCUGAAUCUGAGUGGCAACAAGCUGAAGACCAUCCCCUCCACUGUAUCCAGCUGUAAGAGGCUACACACCCUCAUAGCACACUCCAACCACAUCAGUGUGUUCCCCGAGAUCCUCAACCUGCCAGAGAUCAAGCUGGUGGACUUGAGCUGUAAUGAGCUGACUGAGAUCUUACUGCCAGACUCUCUAACGGCCACCCUGCACGAACUAGACCUGACUGGCAACUGCAGCCUCUUGCUGGAGCACAAAACACUCAACCUGUUCAGUCACAUCACCACCCUGAAGCUGGACCAGAAGCCAGCCAUGACCACCGGGGACUCCCUGGGCUCCUCCACCCUGUGGGACCACGGCUACUCUGAGAUGAGCGGGCAGAGGAACAAAUUGUGUGUGUCUGUGCUGGCAGUGGACCGCUUUGGGGAUAGUGUUGAGGCGGCCUAUGGCGUCUUCGACGGAGACCGCAAUGAGGAAGUUCCUCGUCUGUUGCAGUGCACCAUGGGAGAUGUGCUGUCGGAGGAGCUGCUGCAUUCCAGUGUGGACAGUGUGUACAUGAGCAACACCUUCCUCACCUCACACAGGAAACUGGGCAUGGCUGGUCAGAAGCUGGGUGCAUCUGCCCUGCUCUGCUACAUCCACCACGAGCCGUCGGAGCUGGGCAGCUACUUCAGCCUGACGGUGGCCAACGUGGGCAGCUGCCAGGCGGUGCUGUGUCGAGACGGACAGCCCCUGCCCCUCUCCAAGGUCUUCAGCCUGGAGCAGAGCACCGAAGAGAUGGACAGGGUCAAACUCAGCAAGGCGAUCAUCACUGAGGAUAACAAAGUGAGUGGAGUGACAUGCUGCUCUCGCCUCCUGGGAUGCUCUUAUCUGUCUCCCUGGGUGCUGCCCAAGCCCUGGGUGCGCACUGAGCCCCUGUGUUCCCAAGAUGAGUUCCUGAUCCUGGGGAACCGGGCGCUGUUUGAGAGGGUGUCCUACCAGGAGGCUGUGUGCACCGUGCAGGCCGUGAGGGACCCCCGCGCAGCUGCCAAGAAGCUCUGCACGCUGGCCCAGAGCUACGGCUGCCGGGACAAUGUGGGGGCGGUGGUGGUGUCCCUGCACAUCGGGGAGGACAGCUGUACCUGUGAGCCCCCUCACGCCAGUACUGGUACUGAACCCCGGGGACCCCCUCCAACACCCCUCCCCGUCACUGCUCCCCCAGGGGACCCGGCCACGCCCUCCUCCAGCAGUGGCAUCGCUUCAGAGUUCAACAGCGAGACUUCGGCCUCGGAGGUGGGGAGUGAGGCGGGCUCCACGGCCUCUGACGAGCACCCCUCUGGCCCCACAGUCCGACCUGAGAGGCGCUGUAGUCUCCACCCUGCAGCCACGCUCUGUGCCCCCGCGGGACCCGGCUCAGCUGGAGUAGGGGGGCCCCACCCUGUCCUGUUCCAGCGCCAGCCCUCCUGUGCCACCUUCUCCAGUAACCAGUCUGACAACGGGCUGGACAGUGAUGACGAGGCUCCACUAGAGGGGGUCAUCUCCAAUGGGAGCAAGCUGGAGGUGGAGGUGGACAUCCACUGCUGUGCUUUCCAGAUCCGUUCUGGGCCAGCCGCGAGCCCAAAGGACCACAACCUGGACAAGACACGCUCAGACUACCCCAACGGAAAGAUGCGUCGUCAGAACAGCGUGGUGGUGUCAGCCACUAAUGGCUGCCUGCUGGCUGUGUGUGGCAGAGAGAUCUCGGACCUAAAGAAGUCCCCCUCUACCUCCAGCCUCUUUGGGAAGAAGCUUUCCAACGGCUCCGUGGUGGCCCCGGAAGAUAGCCACAACCUCAUCGAGGUAGCCCUGGAAGCCCCAAAGAAGAAGUCGGGUUACUUCACUGCCCCUGCCCAGCAGGACCCCGAGGACCAGCUGGUAGUGCCUCCCAGUCUAGAGCAGGAUGUUAGGGAACAGCUGAGGGGCCAGAGCCCUAUGGUCCCAGGACCUCCACCCCCUUUCACACCCCCCUCCAUCAGAGACCCUGUGUGGGACCACCCCCACCCCCCUGCUCCCAUGCUGCCCCAGCGGGACCUCGCCCCUAACCCUAUCCCUGCCCUACAGCAGGAAGUUUAUGAUACUGCCCUCUAGAGGGGGCCAGAGCACAGCGCCACCCUGUGGUAGUUCUGUGACAGUGCCAUACCAGGGGGGCAGAGGAGGUCUCUCUGGCACAGGUGGGAUAUUCCAGUUCAAGUUUCCAUUCAGCUCUGUCAUGAAGACCAGAUGGACAUGUGGGGCCUUGACUGUUCAUACAUGAAUGCGUUACGUCACGUUAGACGUAGAGAGGUGCUUAGCGAACUGUCUGAUGAACCUGGUGGAACUGUCUGAGUAUCAGAGCUGAACAGGCACUGAAGUCACCAACCAUGAAAAUAGGUUGUGAAAAGAAGGGGGCCACCGGAGGCCAAAAUACCCCAGCCUGAACUAGAAUACCUCAUGCGUUUUAGACUGCAGAACUUGUUUGCAACAUUUCCCUUUACUUGGAAGGAAGGUCAAAUAGUGAAAUGGUAGAAUAAUCCAUUUGAGUGUGUUAUCAUUCCAUUGCUGGGGGCUGCAGGGGCUCCUAGAUCCCAGGGACAAGUCCUGUGACCAAAAGGUGAAAAAGUGCCUACUGUAGAUGACUCAGCCCCAGAUGUCCCUGCCUCCCUGCCUGUGUGUGUAUGGAGGGGGGAGGGGACACACAUCAGUAUUAACCCUGGAAUAGGACAUCACUGUGUGACAGCGUCCUCCAGGGGCCACCAAUGGUACAGCCACUUCUCGCGCUCUCUCUUUCUGUCUGUCUGUAUAUAUAUCCUACUUUAUCUCCCUCUCUAACCUGUUGACUGCACAAUGGCUGGCAGGACUGGAAACUGGGCUGACUGGCCUUACUCUGUGGCACAAGGAUUCAGACUGUGUAUGCUAGAGGCAGGUAGGAACAUAACAGCAGGCGAUAAAAAAACGAAUCUAAUUUUUAUUUACUAAAAAAACUAAGAAGUGACCCUUUCUAUCAACACCAUAAUCCUCUAUAUGGGAAAUACAGUUAGUAUCUAUAUACACAUUUAGUCUGAGCAGUGUAGUGCAGAACCACAUAGUGGUGUAAUCACAAGGCCAGCUUGGCCUAGUCCCAGCAUCAGGAUGCGUAUCCAUUUGGAAACCAUUGAAGCCUUGCUGGGAGGAAUAAUACAGAAAAUAACAUUCAAAAGUAGCAUCAAGCUCUCAUAAAAAGGCAAACGCAAAAUAACAUAACAGUGCAUUGCUCACCUGUACAGAACCAAUAUGGCAUAGUGCUUCAAAACCAUUAUUGUAACACUGUAUCCGUGACAGUGCAUGGUCAACAAAUUUUAACAGAAAAAGUCAUUAUAUUAAUUAUGUUUAAUGGGCAACAUGAGUGGUGACAAUGAAGACGAAACAAUUGUUCACGAUGUUCAUAUCUCAAAGACGCUACAAUGCACACCAGAUCCUGUACAGUAAUCAUUAUAAGUGAUGGGUGAAAAAACAUGUUCUUCACAUUAUUCGGGUGCCAUCAUUUAAGGAGUCCAGAUACUGUGAGAUGUGUAGCCCCUUUUUCUUUCGUUUUUCUAGUUUCACGCUUGUUGUACCCAGGAAAUUGUGCAAAAUCUCUCCAGUGACCAACAUAUCGAAAGUGUUUUUUAGGGUUUGAGAAUCAUUCUGUUCCCAUCAUUCCAUUAGCUUCAGUCAACUGAACAAAAUAUCCAUGUUUAGUGUACUAAAAUGAGGAUGUAACAUGGUAUAUUAUUUUACAUGUAUAUGAAAAGUAUGCAUGUUGUGAAAGUCUAUUUUAAUCAUGCAGUUUGCAUAAUUCCUUUGGAGCCUAUAGAUAUAGCUGGUUGAUGCUCUUCAUUUUAAGUCAGUGACUGGCGAGAGAAAGACUAAAAAUAAUUGAAAUAAUUAGAUAUUUCAUUCUCAUAGAUCUACUGACAGAUUCAAUAGGGGUAUGUGGGAUAUCUGGUGGUGAUAACUAUGAAUUGCCUCAAAUGUUAGUUCUAUAUCAGUGAAUAUCACCAGUGUACUCUACCACCGCUACCACCUACUGUAUAACAGAUUCAGAACAAGCACAGUGUGUUUUUGUUGGCAGGACAGAAAAGCUCAUUGUUGUCUUGGCGACAAUAAGGGCUGGUUUGAGUAAGAGGGGUGGUGUGAAGCUCACAUGAGUGGCAACACCAAACCAUUUCAACAGGUGGGUGGAUGACUGGAUGGGGUAUUGUGAAGGAACAACGUUUCAAGAGGAAUGUAAGGACACCUGACCUAAUGCUGAGGAGGAUGUUCUCUUACUCUUCUUUCACAGUGUGGAGACAAGCCUUUGUCUGUUCCAUAUGUUUCUAAUCUGUCAGAGGACCCUUGGUUAAUACCAUCCAACCAAUGAGGAAAACGGGUUUAUCAGAUUACGUUUAUGUGGAAUUUUAGCAAAAAUGAGCAAAGCACUUUUGUGUCCCGAGAAGAGUGAAAAAACUAAAGUAUUGAGUGUAAGCCAUUCGUUUUGCAUCAGAAUUUGAGUUCAGACUUUAUUUGGGGCAUUUGCUAAUGGUUUUAGUGUUGCUAAGGUAUGGAGUGGCCCUGACUUUUAUCUAGCACAGACAUUGUGAAAUAUGCCCGUCAUGGACAUUGCUUUGAAUAAAGGCAUCUGCAUAAUAUGGGUCAGUUGACUGUGAAUAUGACAUUUCUAUAAAGUUGUACUUUAAGUUGCAAUGUUAGAGGAUAGUAUAACACUAAUUGACUCAUCAUUGAUAUAACAAAGCUGCAGACCAAAAUCUACCACCCUUCCCCUUUGUGCCAAACUGCCUAACCCUAACCCAUUUUAGAGAGGACAACUUUCUGACUUAGUAAGAGAGGGCUUGUGGUCUGACAAGAGAAUGACUGGGAUGUGUUCCUAGAUGCCACUGUGAGAAGGCUGGUGGCAUGGUUGUAAUACUUACCAUAGCUGCUUAGCUAGCUACAACCCACUCUAUGCUUGUUCAUAGCCUUAAUUGCAGCGCUGCCAGUCCUAAUGAUGAUGGGGACUGUCUUUUUCUGUUGGUUUUAUUUCCUUUAGCGGAGCUGGUUUUGCCCACGUGGCAAGGUCAGGAGCAUAUAACACGGCAAUAUUUUGCAUUAUUUUCUCCAAAUUGCAGAGGGAGCAAUGUAACGUUUCAAGCUAGUAGAACAAGGAUUGGGACCAGAGGGGUGGAUUCUAAAGGUUUAGUAGAAUUGGCAGUAUUUUAGAUGCUCAAAAACCUCACAGCUGCUUCGAAAUGGCUAUUUACUUCAUCCUUAACGUUCAAGACUGGGUUGAUUGGUGAAUUUGCCUUUCUAAAGCCUGCUUGCUUAUAAUAUGAGAUGUAUUACAUACAAUUGAAGUUGGAAGUUUACAUACACCUUAGCCAAAUACAUUUCAACUCAGUUUUUCACAAUUCCUAACAUUUAAUCGUAGUAAAAAUUCCCUGUCUUAGUUAGGUCAGUUCGGAUCACCACUUUAUUUUAAGAAUGUGAAAUGUCAGAAUAAUAGUAGAGAAUGAUUUAUUUCAGCUUUUAUUUCUUUCAUCACAUUCCCAGUGGUUAGAAGUUUACAUACACUCAAUUAGUAUUUGGUAGCAUUGCCUUUAAAUUGUUUAACUUGGGUCAAACGUUUCAGGUAGCCUUCCACAACUUUCCCUCAAUAAGUUGGGUGAAUUUUGGCCCAUUCCUCCUGACAGAGCUGGUGUAACUGAGUCAGGUUUGUAGGCCUCCAUGUUCCCACACGCGUUUUCAGUUCUGCCCACAAAUGUUCUAUGGGAUUGAGGUCAGUGCUUUGUGAUGGCCUAUUUUGUGAAGUGCACCAGUCCAUCCUGCAGCAAACCGUAGUCUGGAUUUUUUAUGGCGGUUUUGGAGCAGUGGCUUCUUCCUUGCUGAGCGGCCUUUCAGGUUAUGUCGAUAUUGGACUCGUUUUACUGUGGAUAUAGAUACUUUUGUACCCAUUUCCUCCAGCAUCUUCACAAGGUCCUUUGCUGUUGUUCUGGGAUUGAUUCGCACCAAAGUAUGUUCAUCUCUAGGAGACAGAACACGUCUCCUUCCUGAGCGGUAUGUUGGCUGCGUGGUCCCAUGGUGUUUAUACUUGCGUACUAUUGUUCGUACAGAUGUACGUGGUACCUUCAGGCAUUUGGAAAUUGCUCCCAAGGAUGAACCAGACUUGUGGAGGUCUACAGUUUUUUUCUGAGGUUUUGGCUGAUUUCUUUUGAUUUUCCCAUGAUGUCAAGCAAAGAGGCAAUGAGUUUGAAAGUAGGCCUUGAAAUACAUCCACGGGUACACCUCCAAUUGACUCAAAUUUUGUAAAUUAGCCUAUCAGGAGCUUCUGAAGCCAUGACAUUCCUAGCUGUGCACAAUCAACUUAGUAUAUGUAAACUUCUGACCCACUGGAACUGUGAUACAGUGAAUUAUAAGUUAAAUAAUCUGUCUGUAAACAAUUGUUGGGAAAAUGACUUGUGUCAUGCACAAAGCAGAUGUCCUAACCGACUUUCCAAAACUAUAGUUUGUUAACAAGAAAUUUGUGGAGUGGUUGAAAAACUAGUUUUAAUGACUUCAACCUAAGUGUAUGUAAACUUCUGACUUCAACUGUAAGUUUUAUUCACUUAUUUUGUUCCAACUUCGGACAAAAUCUGCUCUUCAAAUGUUCAAACACUGUUUAAAGCACUUUGUACAUAGGGAGAUAUAUAUAUUCAAAGAUUGAUAUUUGAGUAUUAUGUGAGAUAUUUAUAAAAAAAUGCACAUUAACUCAUAGGGCUUGAGUUGUCGUUGUUGUGGCUUCUGUCAGCCAAACAUAUAAUGUCUUCUCUAAGAGAAAGUAUCCAAUAGAAGUGCUAAUAAUUCAAAGUGAAGUGUGAGAGAAUUACAAAACUGCUUUUUCUGGUGGAUGCAAGUUUGUCUUUUAGCACAAAGAUAGGCAUUGUUCUUCCUUGUUCAAGUCUUAAGGCUUUUUUGUAUUGAGUCAUUCUGCUUCCAUGAGAGGAACAGCAGCUGGUGUUGUGGGGUGAAAGAUCCUGGCUCCUUCUAGGGAUGAUAAGUGGCAGAAAGCAGGCAUUUUGAAUAUUGCUUUGUUUGCUAACGGAAGCCACCUGCUGUGCCUCAGGCGGUAACACAGGUACAUGUACGCACCACAGGUGUGGGUUUGCCCUCCACCCUGAGCAUUUCAGGACAGACUAAAGAAACAGAUUUGAACUUGCACACAUCUGACAUUUUCAUAUGGCAUUUAAGUUGAGAAAAUAAGAACAGUAUGAAGAGGUGAUUGUCUUUUAUGUGGUUGGUGGAACAAGAGAAUUCAAAGCUCUCAUAAUCCUCUUAAUGAACAGGAAGUUGGACUUCAAAUACACUACACAAUGUAGAUGAUUAUGAACAUGAUUUCCCUCACAUCAAAUAUGCAAAGUGUCACCUGUUUAUAUUACUCACAGGUUACACACCUGACCUGAAAAUAGGAGGAUCCUUUUUUCUUAACUAUGGAAAUGAGUAGGAACUGAGCAUUCUUGUCUGUGUGUGCGUAUGCGUGUGUGUGAGAAUGGUGAAGUGCAGUGUUCUGCCAUCGUGUGCGUUUUUACCUUUUGUCAACUCUUUCUACACAGUGGUCCAUGUAGAAAAGUUGAUCAAGAGGCUCCAUAAUUGGGCCCUAGUUUGCCAAGUGGGGACCAGCAACACACUACUAAGCUCUGUGCGUUCCAAAUGCACCCAUGUUAUGUGUUCUAGCAGCCAAAAAUGCAUUCCAAAUGUAAGAACAUGCAUCUGCAAAUCCUUAGCCAAUUAUUAUUUGCUAUUUUGUUUACAGUCAACUCUCCCUUGCUUUUGUAAAGAACCAAAAAGUUGACUGCUACUAACAAGAGCUAGAAACAAUAUUGAUUGAGAAGGUCAUUAACCUAGAUAGAGGAAUAAAUGUGCCUGUACAUAUGCAUACCGUACGUAUGGCUACAGUAAGAUGGGGCACAGAGUAACAGAUCAAGGUGACAUCACAAUGAUGGCAAAGUAUUCCCUUUAAUUAUUUAGUAGAGGAGAUCAAGUACUGUUCAUGAUCUGAGUGCACCAUAAUCCUAUGUAAAUACAGCUGUGUGUGUGUGGGUAUGCAUAUUUAAGUAGGUUAUUGUGUCAAUGCUUUUCUGAUUCAGUUUAAUCCACUCUCUGUAAACACAUGAUGUUUUAUUUCUCUUCUCAGAGGGAGAACAUGCUGCCUGUUUGUCAUUGCAGUCUGAGUGAGAACGUAUGCAUGUGUUGCUGUUAUAUUUAACGGAAUGAAUCUGGAAAGAAUCUGAUAUUGAGGACGUUUCAAUUGUUUAACAUGUGACCAAAGUAGACAUUGUUUGAUCUCACCUUUCUUUCUGUACUUUCUUUUCUAGAGAUGCUUGAAUAUUUUCUCUCAAUGCCAAGAAGCUGAGGUUUAUUUUUGUACAUUGUUUCAUGCAAAUGUAUAGGUCCUUCUCCACUAAAGUAUCUAGAAUAAAGGGAUUCUAUUGUA